Molecule: messenger RNA, 2399 nt
Organism: Mytilus trossulus (common blue mussel)
Lineage: Eukaryota; Metazoa; Mollusca; Bivalvia; Mytilida; Mytilidae
Exons: 7
Coding region: 156-1685 (509 amino acids)
Source: RefSeq, a predicted model, not a curated record
CGCAUGAAAUUGACAAUUCCACCCCAAAGUUCCUUGUAAUCCAUCAAUGUCAAAUACUGAUGAUUUCAUUCGCUAAUACUGUUGGCGAUCUAAGGACAUUUAUGUCUUGGAUUUACUGAGAAAGGAUCAACUAUUCAAAAAUUUCUAAAGAAAAAAUGUUUGGUUAUGGAGUUAAAGUAUUUUCUUUUAUAGGAUUUGCAGUAACAACUCUGUUGAUAAGUGUUACGAAUGGUCAACCUGGUCCACAACCAUGGCAAGGAGGAUCAAUGAAUGCUAUCCCGGAUGCCGAUGGUAAUUGGCAGUAUGUUGGUGAACCGAAUGGACAAGAAGACUCACAACCAACAGAACCCUUCACAGGAGAUAAAAUUCCAAUACGACUUAACAGUCCAAUGCCUCAAGGAGGCAGAAGGCCGAGACCAAUGAGAUUAAAUAGUGUUGGCGCAGUAAACACUGGCGAGACAGGCUUUGUCAAUCCACAAAGUCCUGGUAGAAAUCCUCAAAAUUUAAAUAACAGAUUUGGAGAUAGCAAAAGCAAUAUGACACAAUUUAUGCGAGGAGUGAUGAGGAAAGGCAAAGGGGUAAUGAAUAAAAUAAUGCAAGCCCUUCAAUCUGGGAAUACUAGUAGCAGUGUGUUCAUCUCUAGACAAUCUAGACAAUUCUUACCAUCAGCAUGUACACAAGAAAUGUUGCAAAUUCAAACUGACUGUUUCUCUAAGAAUGGCUACACUAUGGACUCUUUCUUUCACACGUUACGAAACGGUAGUUUUUCUGACACCAAACAAUCGAGUUCCAUGGAUGGCCUGAAAGAACAACUAUGCAAAAAGAGACAAGGCAUCUUGGAUUGUGCUAUUCCCGCCAUAAUAGGAAAACGAGACAAACCGCCAUGCCUUGAUGUACAUGAUUAUAAUUUUGGACAAGAAAUGGCUCUGAAGGGUCUACGAAUCGUGCAGGACGUAUGUGAAACAGGACUGUUACCCCCAUCACCUAUAUGUGUACCGUUGGUGAACAGAGAGAUGCAAAGAUGUUAUACCAAAGUAGGUUUUAGUCCCGAUAUGUUUAUCUCAGACGACAAAGAUGUGGAGGGAGCAGUCAUUGGCAAAGAUAUGGAUGCUGCACAAAAGUUUUGUGGAUCAAGAAAACAAUUAUAUGAUUGCAUGAGAUUAGUCAUGAAGAAUUGUCCUCAAGCAGAGGAGUAUUUAAUGAUGUCAGGACAUGAUCAGACAGCCAUUGAGAAAAGUAUAGAUGUUCUCUGUGACAAUAAAAAAGUGUAUGUUGACGGAUUAAAUUGCUUCCAGACCCCAAGCGAAACUGUACAUAACUGUAUUGAUGUAAUGUCGUCACAGACAUUAGAUCUCGAGGCUAGACAAAUGUGGAAGUCCAUGGGGAAAGACGAUUUCUUUAAGGAAUUUUGCAGAAUUCGUGUUCAGCAUAUGGAGUGUGACACUACUGCAUGGAAGGAGAGUUGCCAUGAAGUUACCGUAGGGCUGAAGAAUGAAUUUCAGUGCGCCAUGUUGCCAGGGAUAUGUCAUAACAUCACAGAAAUCGAUGACAUUCUACACAAUAAUGUUUGUAGACGUCAGGCUUUUCUUCAAGCUUUAAGAAGUUCGUACGGUGGAGCAAGUACUCCAAGCUCUUGGGUUUUAUCAAUUGCACUUGCAGUGGGACUAAGUCUAUUCUUUCUAUAAAUACUAUUAAUAUGCCAUGUAAAACUACCUUUUAAAAAAGAUAGUUUGAAAUAUUUAUAUAAGUGCUACUGUGUAUAUAAUUCAUUUUUUAACAAUCAGGUAAUAUUUAUAUUUAUUGUAAUUUUGAACAUUUGCAGUUAAAAUUAUGUGUAAACACUUGUUAAAAAAUAUUCAAUGGAGUAAUAGUGUUUAGUUUGUUGUCGUCAUGUCUUAUUUAUCUAAUAGAGACAGACAAACAUUGGGUCUGAAAAACCUUAAUGAAUUUUUUAUCAAAAUCAGAAAUAUCUAUGAACUCAAUUCGACAAUAUUGUAAAUUUGUAUAUAAGAAAACGAAAAAAUCAAAACUGUUUAGAAUAAAGAAGGGGAAUAUGAUGUCUUAGUAAUACAAACAUAGUAACAUUAGGUAAACCGAAAGUUCGAUUAGGAUAACCUUCAUAUAUUUUCACUCUUAAAUUGUAUCACAAUCAGUUCACAAUUCUGAGUAUAACGAUGACACACACACAAUGCUGCAAUCACUAUCUAACUUUUUAUAAAUUUUGGAAUUUCUACGAUUCAAAAGACUUGAUUUACGUUCUGUCGUCGUAAAAGCAGUAAUUCAAGGUAUUAACAGUUAAAAUCAAUUUUUAUUUUGAUGGAAGCAUCCAUUUUGCUUUUUAUUAGGUAAAUAUGAUAGAGGAAAUAAUUAUUUCUUUUAUCUUAUUGAAAUCUUUCUUU